GGUAUCGAUAAUACUAUGACGAAACAUUUGCUCGUUUGCUAACAAGCUCUGUCAACAUGUAAGAUACAAGUUAACGACUCAAUUCCUAUUGAAACAUAUUUAGCAGUGAUUAAUUUAUAUUUAUAAUUUAUAUUUACAAGUUGUUAGAAUUUCACAUUGUUAGUAUUUUUAUAUUAGUGCAAACAUGAAUACAGUUAAUCCAAUAAAGCGACCAUUACAAGUACCAAUUGAUCCUUUAAAAAUGUUGCUUUGCAAGAAUUGUAAACAAGAUGAUGUUGUUUUGAACCUAAAAACUUGUGGAUGCCUUUUAUGUGACUCUUGUGACGGUGAUUCUCAGAAUAUAUGUGUCUCAUGUCGAUCUAAAGUCGACCCAAAGAUAAAGUUGUCAUUUACAAAGAAUUUGAAAUGCAAGUUUUAUUAUAUCAACAAGUGCUUCAAUAUUGCCGAAUACAAGUGUAAAUGUAUUCAAAACUUUCUCUGUAGUUCAUGUCUGAACUCCACCCACGGAAAAAGAUUACGUGAAUGUUGUGUUCCUGAAAUUUUGAGACCUAAAGUUACAAGUGCCCAUGAACCAUGUGGAAUGUGCGAUGAAUUUAUUGCUGAAUUCAAAAUGGUUUUGGAUCCAUUUACAAAAAUUUGCUUCAAUUGUAGGGUAAAUAAAAAAAUUAUAUGUGUUCCAUAUGAAAAAAGUUCUGAUACAGAUUCAGAAUGGAAUCAGUUUUAUGAAGAUUUUGGACUAUCUUCCCAAAUGACUUCCGAUAAAAUCAAAAAACUUAAAGAAUUAUUGGUAUCAAGCAGUAACUUUCGUGAACAGGAGAUGAAAAAAUGUAAAGAUGCAAUAUCUGAACUACAGAAAUGUUUGGAUGAAUACACUGAGCAAUAUGACCGACACAUUGUUACACUCAAACAGCAGCUCGACAGCUUCAAUAAGAUUUCAAUCAUUUUCAAGCUUGAUGGUAAAUUUAAAACGAUUCUUGAUCAACUCAAAAAUGAAAAAUUGACCUUACAUGGAGAACAAGGGAAAGAUCAAAUAAUUAAUUUUUUUAAAUAUUAUCGAGAAAAAAAUAACUACGAUCCUUCAGCUGAGCAAAUCAAGAGAUUUGUUAUUCAAAAGAAUUGCAGUAGGACACAUAUCUUGAAGUUUCCGUUGCCUUCCACAUCCAUUUCAGAUGUUUCAACGGAUUCAGAUACAAGUGUUCAAGAAAUCAUCGACAAUAAAGUCAAGCCGUUUUUUAUUUUGGUUGAAAUGCAAUCUACAGUAAAUAAGCGUCAAAAAAUACUCGAGGAUAUUGAGAAACAUCAAGAUAAAUGGGUUCAAAAAAAAGAUUUUGAUGUGAACGACAUUGUGAUUAUAUUGGAUGCUUAUGCAAAAGACAGACACAAAUACAAGAGGGCUAAAAUUUUGAAACGAGUAGCGAGCACGUCCAAAGUUUCUCUCCUUGACUUUGGCUUUGAAAUUACCGUGAAAAAAAGCUCAAUCGGUGAAAUUAAGGAAAUCAAUAUCGAUGGAAAAAGAUCUUGUUACCUUGCUCAACUCACGGGAAGUGUUGAUGUAAAAUGUGGCUUUGAGCAAGAGAGUUGGAUUUCCAACAUUUCCCCAUGUCAAAAUUUAUUACCUAAGGCUCAGCACAUACAUUUAAUUAGUCAGAGCGAAGCUUCUUGUUAAUUUUUUACAAUUCCAACAUUGUUUCCAUACUGGAUGGUCAGGAUCAAGAUUCAAGUUAUUGAACUUAUAUUUUAACACUGCUUUCUACAGCAAAACACUUUUCGAUUCUCAUAUUAAUAGAAUCUGAACGGCAAUAACCGGAAAGCGAACCAGACUCAUUAUUUUGUUUGUAACAAAAGAUCUAAAAGCCCAAUAAUUUCAUCACAUCUGUAUAAAGUUUACCGUUUUUAAUUUUUUAGCUUUUUUGUAAAGUGUAUAUGUAGCUCUAUGAAUAGCUUAAAAUAAGGCUAUUUCAUGGCAGUGUCAUUAUAAACAAAACGAGUGUAUGCUGUUCAAUAAUGGGCUUUUUUUGCCUUCAAAUUUAAUUUAACCCUAUUGUAAAAAAUCAUGCAUCAAAAAUUAUAACCUGUCAUCUUAUAUCAUAAUUUAUCACCCAACAAUGAAUAACGAAAUUAUAAUAUUUAUAAGAAAAUCACAGAAUG
This is a messenger RNA of Tetranychus urticae (two-spotted spider mite), 2148 nucleotides long. NCBI's taxonomy places the organism in Eukaryota, Metazoa, Arthropoda, Arachnida, Trombidiformes, Tetranychidae. The record is from RefSeq and is a predicted model, not a curated record.